AUGACGGGCCCGCCAUCUCUUAAGACUAAUUUCCAGUACGCCCGCCAUCCAUUGGCAGCGACAAUAAUAUCCGCCAUCCGUUUAUUUAGGCCGCCAUCCAAAAUCACAAGUCAUGCCAUCGUCUUGAACUACCAGACUGAUCCACCCGCUCCAGAUCUAAAAGAUGCAGAUCCUCCAUGUACCGCCGGUGCCGAUGUUUGUGGUCCCCAAGGAAAGAGUAUCUGUAGUAAAACGUCCACUACCGACAGUACGUUGGUGUGCACCUGCAGUCCUGGGUGGGGCGCCGAGUCUAGGACUGAUCCAAAGUGCACUGCUGGUCGAUACAAGGUUGCUUGUUUUGGUGACAAGAUGAUCAUAAACAUUAACCCGUACGGAACGUUUAGUGGACGAAUCUACUUGUGGAACAAACCGGCUUGUACCAUCGCAGAUAGCAUAGACACCAGCAAUUCAGAACAUGACGAGUUCAUUGGAGGCAAAGUGAGAGAAAUUCAAUACACAGGUGAUACCACCUGUGGUGACGUCACGUCAACCAACCAGAAUGACAUCAAAGAUUUCAAGGUUGAUGUUUUUGUUGGAUAUAGCCCGAUAUACACGAACUGGCGUGAUGAGAUUGUGACAGUGACGUGUAAACUUGAUCAAGCUAACAACGUCAUCACUUCUAACAUUGAGUCAAAUAAUAUCGACACGACACAGCUCAAAAGUACCGAUGCUAAAAACGAUAUUAGUGUAGUCACAAUCGAGGUCAAGGUCGAUGGCAAUGUGUUAACUUCUGGUCAGAAGGUCAACAUGGGCCAGAUGCUUUCCUUUACCCUGACUGCAAUAUCAGGCAUAGGCGCCAUCCUGCUGUACGAUGUGAAGAUAGACAACGGAAAAGAGAGCACAGAUGGACAAUACCAGUUCAUGCAAGAGUUCAUCACAGAUAUCCGAUACUGGGAACACUUGCCGAGUGAUUUUGGCGGACGUAAUAAAGUGAGGUUUGAAUUCAAAACGUUUGUGUUCACCGAGACUGCCAUACUGAAAGUGACCUUCACCGUUCGAGCGUGUGAUUCCGUUUCUGAAUCUCUGUGUUCUCCCAUUGACUGUAAUGGAGAGACGUCAUCGGGAAGAAGGAAGCGGCUUGCUAAUGACGUCACCAACCAGACGCACGUGCUUGACAGAAUUUUCGUCAUAGACUACCCAGAGGACACAGAAACAGCAGAAGUGACGAAGACUGACGCCCGAGACAAAGAACAGGAGUGUGAGACCAGUCCAUUGAUGAUCGGCACUGUCGCGGCUCUAGCUGGAGUUGUCGUCCUUCUCCUAGUUCUUCUGCUUGUUUUCAUCAAGCGUUCGUUCCGUCGAGAACAGAAGAAGUAG
This is a messenger RNA of Gigantopelta aegis, 1356 nucleotides long. Its product is annotated as EGF-like domain-containing protein 2. Bases 1 to 1356 code for a protein of 451 amino acids. The record is from RefSeq and is a predicted model, not a curated record. The transcript is spliced from 10 exons. Lineage: Eukaryota; Metazoa; Mollusca; Gastropoda; Neomphalida; Peltospiridae.